Cydia strobilella is the source of this 3926-nucleotide messenger RNA. RefSeq lists its product as uncharacterized. Gene Ontology annotation, biological process: proteolysis. The record is from RefSeq and is a predicted model, not a curated record. NCBI's taxonomy places the organism in Eukaryota, Metazoa, Arthropoda, Insecta, Lepidoptera, Tortricidae. Bases 309 to 3926 code for a protein of 1205 amino acids. Gene Ontology annotation, molecular function: metallocarboxypeptidase activity; zinc ion binding. The transcript has 15 exons.
UGUUAAUGACAUUUACUCAUGUUUACAUCGAACAUAAUAUACUGAAAUUGCUUCGUUAUUAUUAAAACGGCGGACAAUAUUAUUAAAAAUCCGCCAUGGAUAAUGCCAACCACCUUCCUUCCGCAACAACAUGAAGCCAUAAAUUUAUAAAAAUAACUUAACACCAAGCAGUUUUUCCUAUUGUUUUGUGUUAAGUUAUAAACUCCUGGAAAUAUUAACAUGAAAUAGUCUACCAUAAGUAAUCAAUACCUAACAAUAUUUCUUAUACAUCUAUUACACCAUAUCAGAAAACGAUAUAAAAUAUCAAAAUGGAGAAACAAGGUAAAUACUUCAAAGAGGACGUAAGCACAAUUUCACUAUUCAGAAGGAACGAAAACAAAAAGACUCCCCAGGCUUGUCAUGUCUUGACCAACCCCCAUGCACCAUACCGAUACCAUAAGCUACUUCUGGACACCGAACCAAAGGUAUACAACUCCAUUAUUGAUCAAUAUUGUUACCCAACCCACCAUUCGCCAACACAUGAAGAAGUCAGCUUGGUAGAAAAUAAGCCUAAAGUAAAAUCUCGAUAUAUGGACUUUUACUACAAAAAUCUAUACGAAAGAGAACAAUCGGCAACUUGCGAUUGUUGCUCGAAUGUUGCUUAUUCAAAUAUGAUAAACCAUAACUGGUCUUUAUGCGAAUCAACCCCAAUACCAGUAUCCUUAAGUGAAGAUCAAAGUCCUGUUCAGCAGACGAUUGUGGAGCGUAAGCGAAACGAUACGAAGUCACGGUAUAUGGAUUAUCUUAAGACGAAAAACGAAAUGGAAGACAUAAGUACCAAAAUCCAGUCACCACCACACUCAUAUUAUGAAAGCUUCAAUACUAUUCCUGUAUAUAGAAGUAGGAAGGACCAGUGUAAUUAUAGUAAAGAAAGCGAUAGUGCUUGUUACGUCAUCAACCCCCGUGCACCAACUCUGUACUAUGACGAUCCAGACAGGCGAUCAAGAUUAUUCAACUACAUUAUGGAUCAAGAUUAUCUGAUGAAACAGUUGCCAACACAUUAUGAAGAAGAAGAAGACUUCCAAGAAAACCCUACCAUGAAACCUCUUUACAUGGAUUUUAACCAUCAAAGUCAAAAUGAGAAAAAAGAAUUAGCUAAGUGUGUUUCGCCUUCACAUUCUUAUAGUGAAGGAAAGUUUAAAAAAAAACCUUCCAUGAAACCUCUUUACACGGACUUUAACCAUAAAUGUCAAGACGAGGAGAAUGAAUUAACUAUGCGUGUUUCGCCAACACAUUCUUGUAUCGAUAUAGACUUGGAAGGAAAAACUAGGAAGGACAUACCUAUAAAAUCACGUUACAUGGAUUUUUACUACAAAAAUCAAAAUGAAAGAAAAGAAUCGGCUGCUGACGAAUAUAGUUUGGAUGCACCUGAUUCAAAUCCAACACACUACAAUUGUCCACACGAAGCUACCGAAACAGUUUUAAGUGAUCAGUGUCCUGCCAGCAAGACAAUUGAUACGCAUAGAACAAACGUAAUCAAAUCACGGUAUAUGGACUGGGAAAAAGACCGAUCGUCUGAAGUAUUGAAAAAAGACCCUAUAAAGACAUCUCAACUAGACUGGAAAGAUUAUCAUCGAUUGAACACCAUACACAAUUUUUUGGAUGAUAUGCAAUACAAUUAUCCUUCUAUUUGCACUACCGGUGUCAUCGGAUCGUCACUAGAAAACCGGGAUCUUAAGGUUCUGAAAGUGUCCAACAGUAACGUUGGGAACGCCAGCGUGUGGAUCGAUGCCGGCAUACAUGCGCGCGAGUGGAUCGCGCCCGCAGUCAACACAUACAUUAUUAACUACGUCGUCAAAAACUUCGAUGAGCUGCCUGACAGCAUGACGAACAAGGACUGGCGAGUGUCUAACGUUUUUUGCUUACCGCGCGCCUCACCACUCAACUGUCAAUGUUUUGCUUUAAUAGAGAGAAACAAUCUGAUUACUUUUUAUAACACCUAUCUGAAAUAUGUUCCUUUGACUUGUUUUAGGUAUUUCCUCCCAGUAAUGAACCCAGACGGCUACGAAUUUUCUCACACUAACUAUCGAAUGUGGCGCAAAAACAAAGCAUGGCACGGCAGGGAAUGCUUAGGCGUUGAUCUUAACAGGAAUUUUAGCUUCGGCUGGGGCGGUAAAGGCUCAUCAGACGAGCCAAAGAGUCCGUUUUACCGUGGUCCUCGACCAUUUUCUGAACCGGAAUCUAGAGCUGUAAGAGAUACGUUACAAUCGUCCGGGAUACAAUUUAAAGUAUACAUAACAUUGCACAGCUUCGGAGAAGUUAUCUUAUUUCCAUUUGCUUAUCGAGAUGAGCUGUGCCCAGACUACGUCCGUCUAUUAGAAGGGGCCACUGUUAUGUCUAAGGCUAUCUAUGCGGCAAAUGGAAACAUAUACAAAGUAGGUAUUUCUCGAGAUGUGAUGUACGGUGCCGCCGGUACCAGCUGCGACUGGAGCUACGGGCAAGCCAAGAUACCCUUCUGCUACCUUCUAGAGCUUAGAAGCAAGAAACACAAGUUCAGAUUACCACAGAUAGAAAUAGAAGAGACAGGCAAAGAAAUUCUGAGUUGUAUAAUGGCGUUGAUGAAGUUUGUAGAUAAUUAUGACUUGGGUGGUAACUUUAUUGAAAACUAUUUUUAUUUGGAUAUCAAAGUGGCGCCACCACUACCACAAGUAUGGGCAGUGAGGUUCACUGACGAAGGCCAAAAAUGUUUCGUGAGGUCACUUGACACAUGCGGUGCAAUAAACAUAUGGAAGGAAGAACGAAGCACGAUGGACUUCUUCGUGGACAAGCCGCGGGUUGCCCAAGUGGCAUCCAUGCUGCACGAGAGAGGCAUACCAUUCUCCGUCUCUAUCAGAGACGUGGAUGAGUUGAAGGUGCGUGAGCAGGGCUCCACAAUCACUGUCAACGUCAGCGCCACUGAGCGGACCGGUCAAUCGGAAUAUCAGUCUCCGUGUGAAUGUAUGAACUGGAACACCUACCACGGCCUGCGUACGAUUUACAAUUUUAUGGACAAACUUGCUGAGUCAUACCCAUACUUGUGCAAUACCUUUGUCAUCGGGAAGACUUGCGAAGGAAGAGAUAUCAAGCUCCUGAAGAUAUCAAAUGGUAAUCCAGACAAUAAAGGCGUCUGGUUGGACGGGGGCAUCCACGCGCGCGAGUGGGUCAGCGUCGCCGUGACUACAUACAUCGCCAAUGAAAUUGUCAAAAACUUCCACAGGAUGCCAGAGAGCGUCACCAACAAGGACUGGUAUAUACUUUCAGUGAUGAAUCCUGACGGCUACGUGUAUACUCACACAACGGAUCGAAUGUGGCGCAAAAAUAGAGGGAAAUACGGACAGUGUAUGGGAGUAGAUCUCAAUAGGAACUUCAGCUACGGGUGGGGAGAGGCAGGGGAAGACGGUUCGUCUGAAGAUCCUGGCAGCAUUUUCUACCGUGGACCAAAGCCUUUCUCAGAACCAGAGACCGCUGCAGUAAAGAGGGCGAUUCUCGAGUCAAACACCGAGUUCAAGGCGUUCGUUUCAUUCCAUUGCUACGGUGAAGUGAUAAUUUUUCCUUGGGGCUACACCAGCGAGCCCUGUCCGUCCUACGUGGAACUACUUGAGGGAGGCACGGUUAUGGCUCGGGCAAUACACGCUGUAAAUGAGCGCACAUACAAGGUCGGAAGCACUAGGGACAUCAUGUACUACUCAGCGGGCACCAGCGUAGACUGGAGCUAUGGCGUCGCUAACAUCCCCUACUCCUACAUGAUAGAACUACCAAGCAAGCAGCACCGUUUCCUCUUACCCAAGGAACAGAUCAUCCCCACAGCAAUAGAAGUCUUAUGUGGAGUGAUAGAGUUAAUGCAAUUCGUCGACAGGAGGAGUAAAGGUACGUCACCGUCAGCUACCUCUUGUAAUAGUAAAUUAUAG